AUGUCUGCUCUGACUUCCAUUCUGAGCAAUCCCGGUCCGUUUGCUCCGGAUUUUGAGCCUGGAGACGCCGUUCAAGACUUUCUCUCGACAUGCAAGAUUCUCGUCAUCGGUGCUGGAGGUUUGGGCUGCGAGAUUCUGAAAGAUCUGGCGUUGUCUGGGUUUAAGGAUAUUCAUGUCAUUGAUAUGGAUACAAUCGAUGUCUCCAACUUGAAUAGGCAGUUCUUGUUCAGACCCAGUGAUAUUGGAAAGAGCAAGGCUCUCUGUGCAGCAGAGUUUGUGAUGAAGCGUGUCAAGGGCGUCAAGGUGACUCCCUUUCACGGCAAGAUCCAGGACAAACCUGAAGAGUAUUAUCGCGAAUUCAACAUCGUGAUCGCCGGCCUCGAUUCAAUCGAAGCCCGACGUUGGCUGAAUGCAACUCUCAUUAACCUCGUGGACGACAGCCCUGAAUCACUCAAACCCAUGAUCGACGGCGGUACGGAAGGUUUCAAGGGACAAAGCAGGGUCAUCUUACCGACUAUCUCGAGUUGCUAUGAAUGCAGUUUGGAUAUGCUUGGGAAGGCUACGACGUACCCUAUCUGCACUAUCGCAAAUACGCCAAGAUUACCCGAGCAUUGUAUUGAGUGGGCGAGUGUGCUGGAGUGGCCCAGAGUAUUUACAGACAAGAAAAUGGACGCCGAUAACCCCGAACACAUCACCUGGCUUUUCCAGACCGCCGACGCGCGUGCCAAAGAGUUCAGCAUCUCCGGCGUGACACAAUCCCUUACACUGGGUGUCGUCAAAAACAUCAUCCCCGCCAUCGCAUCCACCAACGCCAUCAUUGCCGCCUCCUGUUGUAAUGAAGCGCUGAAAAUCGCAACGGCCUGCAACCCAUACUUGAACAACUACAUGAUGUACACUGGAGACCAGGGAGUUUAUACAUACACUUUCGAACAUAUGAAGAAAGAUGAAUGCCCGGUUUGUGGUAAUCUGGCACAGGACUAUGAGAUCGAUCCGGAAAUCACGCUCGAGGAAUUUAUUGAGAAAUUGAAGGAGAGACCGGAGACGCAAAUGAAGAGCCCCUCACUCCGUACCGGAUCCAAAUCACUCUAUCUUCGUGGUCCACCACAGCUCGAACAAGCUACACGACCAAAUCUGCAGAAGAAGGUAGGUGAAUUGGUGGAGGAGGGUGAAGAGAUUAGUAUUACGGAUACGAGUAUGCCGUUUAGUUUACGGUUGGUUGCUAGAUAUCCGAAGAAGAAUUAG
Saitoella complicata NRRL Y-17804 is the source of this 1242-nucleotide messenger RNA. RefSeq lists its product as uncharacterized. Gene Ontology annotation, biological process: protein neddylation. Bases 1 to 1242 code for a protein of 413 amino acids. Gene Ontology annotation, cellular component: cytoplasm; nucleus. The transcript is spliced from 6 exons. NCBI's taxonomy places the organism in Eukaryota, Fungi, Ascomycota, Saitoellomycetes, Saitoellales, Saitoellaceae. Gene Ontology annotation, molecular function: NEDD8 activating enzyme activity. The record is from RefSeq and is a predicted model, not a curated record.